AUGCAUCUGCGUCCCGAUCAUGCAGUCCGAGACCUACCAACCCUCCACGCCUUUAUCGAACAACACCCACUCGGCGUCCUCACCACUUCGCUCCCUUCAGAUAAUCACCCGACGCUCCAAUGCAGCCACAUCCCCUGGGUGUUGGACAGUAAAGCAGCACUCGAACCCGAGUUAGCAAAGGAAGCAAGAGUAGCCGAUGGCAGCACUUCCGCCUCGCCGUAUCCCUCCCUGGGAGUUCUUCGUGGCCAUAUUGCGCGCCAAAACCCGCAAAGCAAAGCGAUGGUAGAAUCUGCCUUGGAAUAUAGCACCAAAACAACCAGUAUCCCCGGCGCAUUUCCUAUAACAAAUUCUGCAGAAGAACCACCGGCAUCAACUGGCUACACUCUCCCUGCCGAGGUCUUAAUCGUCUUCACCAGCCCAGUAGACCACUACAUCACGCCAAACUUCUACACAGAGUCCAAACCCGCCACGGGCAGGGUCGCUCCGACGUGGAAUUACGCUGCCGUGCAAGUCUACGGGCGGGCGACUAUUUACCACGAUGCAGAAGACGAACAAACAGAGCUGUUCCUACGACAGCAGCUGGGUGAUUUAGCCCGGCUUGGAGAGGAAGGGGUGAUGGGGUUUCAGGAUGAGUCUGGGUUUGGUUCGGGUUCGGCUUCGGCUUCGGGACCUAAUGUCAAACACGGAGGUGGUGAAACUGAAACUGAGAAUGGAGAUGAGGAGGGGGACCCACCCCAUAACUUGACCCAGAACCAGAACCAAAACCAGGGACAGCGCCAAAACCUGAUCCCUGAUAUACAGCUGAAUCAGGGGUCGAAGACGGCCACCGGGGCUGGUGGGCAUGGCGACAUCAUGCCAUUGCCGAGGUCGACGUCAGCACCUUGGAAAAUCGCCGAUGCGCCACUGGAGUACAUUGCCGCGCUUUUGAAGAAUAUUGUUGGCAUGAGGAUUGAAAUCACCCGGAUUGAGGGUCGGUUUAAGGUUAGCCAGGAACGGCCGGUUAAUGAUCGUGGGGGUGUUGUUCAUGGGUUAGAGAGCAUGGGUGGGAGAGCCAGGGAUAUGGCGGACUUUGUGAGGAGAGGGAAGGUCUUGCCUGGGAAAUGA
Molecule: messenger RNA, 1104 nt
Organism: Penicillium psychrosexuale
Lineage: Eukaryota; Fungi; Ascomycota; Eurotiomycetes; Eurotiales; Aspergillaceae
Product: FMN-binding negative transcriptional regulator
Exons: 1
Coding region: 1-1104 (367 amino acids)
Source: RefSeq, a predicted model, not a curated record